Messenger RNA from Hippocampus zosterae (dwarf seahorse), 3704 nucleotides. It is a transcript of the gene arhgef25a, whose product is annotated as Rho guanine nucleotide exchange factor (GEF) 25a. Gene Ontology annotation, cellular component: cytoplasm; plasma membrane. NCBI's taxonomy places the organism in Eukaryota, Metazoa, Chordata, Actinopteri, Syngnathiformes, Syngnathidae. Gene Ontology annotation, molecular function: guanyl-nucleotide exchange factor activity. The transcript has 17 exons. Gene Ontology annotation, biological process: axon guidance. Bases 385 to 2544 code for a protein of 719 amino acids. The record is from RefSeq and is a predicted model, not a curated record.
GAUCGUGUGCAGCCAAUGAAGAACUAGCCAGAAAGAUUCCAGGGAGGGUGAUGAGUCUCCGCUCACCAGUUGGACUAUAAGAGAAGAACAGGACGGGACGGCAAACUUGAUAAGAGGCUACACACGCAAAUGAAGAGAGGGCAAGGAGGCCCAAAUAAAUCUCGUAUGCGUAUUUGCUCAGGUGCUUUUCAGGAGAAGGUGUGUUUGGGCUCGCAUCGCACAUAUGCAUGGUGGAUCGACAAGGAGCUUCUGCGCAAGUGCACGUCGCCUGAUCCUCAGCCAGAACCAAUCAUUCGCAUGAAGUCUGGUGCACACAGGCUCCAGUCAUCUAAAAAAACAACCAAAAAAUAAAUACAGAAGCUGCAGGACAAACAGCACACCAGAAUGAAGCCGCUUCAGAAGAAUCAGGGACGCACUGACCAGAUGUUGGGAGCCAUAGCUGACAUGCUCACUUCAGUGGCACUGCCCAAUCAACAGUGGCUCGUGGAGGACGUUGAGGCGGACCUCCCAUCAAGCCAAGAGGAAAGGGGGCCAGUCCAAGGCCAUUGGAGGACCCAGGGACUGGACUGGGAGCGGCCCAGAGAAGGAACAGACUCGUACUCGGCAGCUGGCAGCGAGGGUAGCAUCUCUACCUCUGUGGCAUCUCUGCCUCCGCUGGCUUCAAGCGGCUCGGCUCCCGGCUCUCCCGGCUCCAAGCGUUCUGUUAGCACCCUGAAGGAAUGGCUGACGAACCCCGUUCGCAAGCUCAGUGCCAAAGGGGAGCAUCAGAUUCACAAACUGGAGGGAAAGCCUCCUCCUCUUCCGUCCCACAGUCAGAGCCAGGAUCUCGGCAGCUCCCUGAGGCCUGAUGAGUCGCUCACUAUCCUGCCUGUCACGCAUACACACCUGCAGGAGUGGAAAGACGGCCUGGCUAGCCCUGAGGAUCUGUCGCCAGGGACACUCCAGUCUCCCGGUUACAUGACCGAUUCGAUGAUUGGCUGCACGUCUCUGCCUCACACGCAGGACACCCUGGACACUCAGUCUACCUCUGUUGUACCAGAUGACAGCGGCUCCAUCCUGAUGGACGACACCUCCAGUCAAUGGUCUUCAGCAGCUGAAACCGAAGACGAACGGAGGAGCGCCCUAGAGAAAAGCUUGUACGUACUGAGGGAGCUUAUUGAAACGGAGAAGCAUUAUGUAGCAGACCUGGGCCUUAUAGUGGAGGGCUACAUGGCCACAAUGACCUCUAAAGGUGUACCGGAGGACAUGAGGGGAAAAGACAAGAUUGUUUUUGGGAACAUUCACCAAAUAUUUGACUGGCAUAAAGACUACUUCCUGGGAGAGCUGGAGAAGUGUGUGGCAGAGCCAGAACGACUGGGUCAGCUUUUCAUUAAACACGAGAGGCGUCUGCAUAUGUACGUGGUGUACUGUCAGAACAAACCGAGGUCAGAGCACAUUGUCUCCGAGUACAUCGAAACCUACUUUGAGGAGUUACGUCAUCAGCUGGGUCACAGGCUGCAGCUCAAUGACCUGCUCAUCAAACCCGUGCAGAGAAUCAUGAAGUACCAGCUGCUGCUCAAGGACUUCCUGAAGUAUUACACCAAAGCUGGGAUGGACACUGAGGAAUUAGAGAAAGCAGUUGAAGUGAUGUGCUUUGUGCCAAAACGUUGCAACGACAUGAUGAAUGUGGGCCGACUCCAAGGCUUUGAGGGGAAGAUCACAGCUCAGGGGAAGCUGCUCCAGCAGGACACCUUCACCGUUACUGAGCAGGACAGUGGCUUCCUGUCCCGAGCCAAGGAAAGAAGGGUCUUCCUGUUUGAGCAGCUGGUCAUCUUCAGUGAGCCGAUCGACAGGAAGAAGGGCUUUUCGCUCCCUGGGUACAUCUUUAAAAGCAGUAUCAAGGUGAGCUGCUUGGGGGUGGAGCCCGCCGUUGAAGGUGAUGACGCACGUUUUGUGUUGACAUCACGUAAUCCUGAUGGGAGCGUGCUGCGCUUCCAGUUGCUAGCCUCCUCCCCGGAGACCUGCAGAGCCUGGGUCAACGACGUGAUUCAGAUCUUGGAGACGCAACGCAACUUCCUUAACGCCUUACAGUCACCUAUUGAAUACCAGCGGCGAGAAAGCAAGUCCAAUAGUUUGGGUCGCUGCAUGAGACCCCCCAUGUCCACUGCCAGUGCCCUGAGACCCCACUCCUCAGCGUCCAUUGACCGCCACAGGCUGCCCUCCCUUCAUUCUCAUAACAUGUCCCUGCCUGCCCUUCAUCUGCCCAGUCAGGGUCUGGCUCGAGGACCCAGUGAGACCUGCUUACUGCAAGAUCCUGUCCUGGUGCGGCCGUGCCCUGCUGACUCCAUUUCCCCAUCGCACGUUCAGCUGAGCUUGUCUGAUUCGCCCAGCUGUCCCGCCGUUUCAAAUGGGCUCUACACACCAUCCACACAAACGACACAGAGAGCAGGCGACGGCUGCCGCAGUAGUCAAGCGACGGAUUGUGGAAGCCAGGCUCCAUUUUCGGGUCCCUCGGCUGGACGAAGGCCAAGCAACUUGGCCCAGCUGGCUGAAGAUGACCUUUGAACUCUUAGAGGCUUUCUGUUGCGUGAGCCUGAGGGACAGCAGGAAGAUGACAGAACACAUUCAUGUCUGUUUCUCCAGAACUGACACAUCUUGAAGGAACCUUUGAAGGAAUUUUAAGCAGCACCUGUAAAUGACGCUUCGCUUUUUAAAGAUCCAAAGCUUGGAUGAGUUGUAGCCGCUUUGUGUGCACCUGAACACAAAUCAGCCUGCAGGAUGUUGCCGGGCACUCGAAGGAAGGUCAAUCAGCGUUGUGACAAUGACUACUUUUGACUUUUUUGAGGGUUUGUAGAAGGGGUUUGAUGAUCACACGUUCAUUCCUAAUUGGGGAGGUCACUGGAUUGUCCCUUUCAGUCCAUAUGCACCAACACUGAAAUUAGUUUUUUGUUUUGUUUUGGGUUGAAUUUACUCCAUUUAAUUUCUUCAAGAUGAUCACAUGAAAUAAAGUAAUCUGGAUCCAGAUACAUUUUUAAGUCAUCCAGAUGAUUUUAUUUUGUGCAGGCACUUGACAAAAAAAAAAUCUGUGAAUGUAUUGCCUUUUUGUUUUUUUGUUUUUUGUUUUUUUGUCCGUGCAUGAGAGUGUAAAAGGAUGUGUAUGGGCUCUCGCUGUACUCUCCAGUAAUACGACACAUGUACAGUUUUACAUCUGGCGCUUGCUCUAUGGGAAACACUUUUAUUGUGAACGUUACACUAAAUUCAGGAGUAUGUGAGAAAAGGACUUUGCUCUAUGCUUUAUGCUUACAGCUCUCGCCGGGGGCACGUGCCUAUUUUGCUUUUCCGAUAUUUUUAAGUACAAACAAAAGGGGGGGGGGGGGGCUAAGAAAAAAUAGACAAGAUUCCGCAGCAGAAGGCCAACUAUGAACUGUGACGAGCACGGAGCAUCUGCACGUGGUUUUCAAUGUGCUUUUGCAGGACCGAAAGAAACCUCUGGAGGGCGCCAAGCUUCGGACAUUGUUGCAGAAACAAGGAUGUGUGUCCAUUUGUUCGCCAUAAAAUUCUCUGGUUGUAUCUUUAUAUUUUACGGUGUUGUUUUUGUUGUUUAUUGUUGUUGUUUUUUAAAUAAUUGUUUUAAACUUCCUUCCAACGCAGAGAAGUGACUUUUCAUUUCAGAGGACAGAUACAUGACUGUGAUGUCCAAGAAUUAAAAACCUGUAAUCAGUGAA